This is a messenger RNA of Etheostoma cragini (Arkansas darter), 2280 nucleotides long. RefSeq names its product tryptophan 5-hydroxylase 1-like. Gene Ontology annotation, cellular component: neuron projection. The record is from RefSeq and is a predicted model, not a curated record. The coding region runs from base 152 to 1600 and encodes 482 amino acids. NCBI's taxonomy places the organism in Eukaryota, Metazoa, Chordata, Actinopteri, Perciformes, Percidae. The transcript has 12 exons. Gene Ontology annotation, molecular function: iron ion binding; tryptophan 5-monooxygenase activity. Gene Ontology annotation, biological process: serotonin biosynthetic process; aromatic amino acid metabolic process.
CCCUCCCCAACCUGCCCCCCCCCCCCACUACAGCUUCAUAAACAGCCCAGCGUUUAGCUCAGUGUGCCAGUGCAGCUGCUGACUCGUACCGGAGUCUUCUACAGCUCAGAGAGACUGUCUUCCUUCUGGACAACUAACUCAAGAAACAGGCAUGUACGCCAAGAAGGGUGACGACCAGGGGCCACACAGAGGAAAGUCUUUUGACCCAUUUACCGGUGCUUAUGAGGAGAAGCAGAUCAGCCAUGAAGUUACGUUCAGUAAAUGUGAUGAGAACCAGGAAAACAGGAGCAUGUCUGCUGGAAGGCCCACCAGCUCAGACAAAGGCGUUGCGACUAUUAUAUUCUCACUGAAAAAUGAAGUCGGUGGUCUCGUCAAAGCACUCAGGCUUUUCCAGGAGAAACACGUCAACCUUGUUCAUAUUGAGUCCCGCAAGUCCAAACGAAGGAAUUCGGACUUUGAGAUCUUUGUGGAUUGUGCCACUGACCAUGAACAGCUCACGGAGUUGACUCAACUGCUGAGGAAGCAUACCGAUAUUGUUGAGAUCACGCCAUGCCAGGACUCCAAUUUACCGGAUGACGACAUGGCCCGUGUGCCCUGGUUUCCCAAGAAGAUCUCUGAUUUGGAUCUGUCAGCCAACAGGGUUUUGAUGUACGGCUCUGAAUUAGAUGCCGAUCAUCCGGGAUUCCAAGACAACAUUUACCGCAAAAGAAGAAAAUAUUUUGCGGAUUUGGCAAUGAGCUACAAAAUCGGCGAUCCUAUUCUCCGUAUCGACUUCACAGCGGAGGAGGUGCGUACCUGGGGCGUGGUGUUCAGGGAGCUAAACACGCUGUACCCCAGCCACGCAUGCAGGGAGUAUCUGAACAACCUCCCUCUGCUAACCAAGCACUGCAACUACAGCCAGGACAACAUCCCCCAGCUGGAGGACGUCUCACACUUCCUCAAGGAGCGUUCAGGCUUCAUCAUUCGGCCAGUAGCAGGGUACCUCUCCCCCAGAGACUUUCUAGCGGGUCUGGCCUUCAGAGUAUUCCACUGCACUCAGUAUGUCCGCCACAGCUCCGAGCCGUUGUAUACACCUGAACCAGACACCUGCCAUGAGCUGCUGGGACACGUUCCUCUGCUUGCUGAGCCCAGCUUCGCCCAGUUCUCUCAAGAACUUGGUUUGGCAUCGCUGGGAGCUUCAGAUGAUGCUGUACAGAAGCUAGCCACAUGUUAUUUCUUUACAGUGGAGUUUGGUCUAUGUAAGCAGGAUGGCAAGCUCAGGGCCUAUGGAGCUGGACUCCUCUCCUCCAUCAGUGAACUCAAGCAUGCUCUGUCUGGCAAGGCCAAUAUCCUUCCGUUUGACCCCGUGGUGACCUGUAACCAGGAGUGCAAAAUAACUACGUUUCAAGACGUUUACUUUGUUUCCGAGAGCUUUGAGGAAGCCAAGAACAAAAUGAGGGAGUUUGCAAAGACCAUUUGGCGUCCAUUCACGGUACGGUACGACCCGUACACCCAGAGCGUGGACAUCCUGAAGGACACCAACAGCAUCAAUGACAUGGUGAAAGACAUCCGGCAUGAACUGGACAUUGUAGAAGACGCCCUGAACCGACUCAAGACCUGAGAGUCUGAGGGUCAGAAGAGGCUAGCUGGGGUUGAAAGGUUUGGGGUGUGGACCAGUGGGUUGGGGCUGGGUGUACACAGGUGGGAGAUUAGAUGGGGAUGGGCGGUUGGUGAGAAGAAUUUCAUGAAACUAGGAUGCUGACUUUAAUCCAAGAUGGAUAGUUAGACUAAGCUGUAGUGAUUUGAUAAUCUUGAGUAGAGUUAUAAUCAUACAGCACUUAGUGCCUCCUUCAUGGGUCUGGCCUGUAAGCUGCAGAGUGCACUUUGCCUCAAGUUAGCCUUCCGUUCUGUCUUUCUGUACUUACACUUGCUAUUUUGAGUACAUGGUGUGGUACGCGGACGAAGUAUGGCCAAGUGCAGCCCACUAUAAGUAACCAAAUGUGGCACUCAAACGGUGAAAAUAUUCAGUGUGGAACGCUGGAGACUACUCUCGAUCACCGGUCUAUGUAGCGACAGCUACGGGACCACCAACGUUUUUUUACACUCUUGAAUAUUCAUUUAUUCAUUCAUUCAUUCAAACCUUUAUUUAACCAGGAUAAAAAAACUCCUUGAGAUUAAAAAUCUCUUUUACAAGAGUGUCCUGGGAAGUGGCAGCAGCACGGUUUCAAAUAGACACAGAGACACUUACAGUUAAAUACAUAGACACACUUUCACUCAUCAUAUUCAGACAACAACGUCAUC